This is a messenger RNA of Nothoprocta perdicaria, 6659 nucleotides long. RefSeq names its product ATPase phospholipid transporting 9A (putative) (gene ATP9A). Bases 1 to 3144 code for a protein of 1047 amino acids. Gene Ontology annotation, cellular component: endosome; trans-Golgi network; plasma membrane. The record is from RefSeq and is a predicted model, not a curated record. The transcript has 28 exons. Gene Ontology annotation, molecular function: magnesium ion binding; ATP hydrolysis activity; ATPase-coupled intramembrane lipid carrier activity. Lineage: Eukaryota; Metazoa; Chordata; Aves; Tinamiformes; Tinamidae. Gene Ontology annotation, biological process: retrograde vesicle-mediated transport, Golgi to endoplasmic reticulum; phospholipid translocation; endocytosis.
AUGACCGACAACAUCCCGCUGCAGCCCGUGCGCCACAAGAAGCGGAUGGACAGCAAGCGCCGCAGCGGGUGCUGCGAGUGCUUAAGAUGCUGCGGGCGAAGAGAGCCGAGGCCUCGGACCGUUUGGCUUGGCCACCCAGAAAAGAGAGACCAGAGGUACCCUCGCAAUGUGAUCAACAACCAGAAGUACAACUUCUUCACUUUCCUCCCUGGGGUGUUGUUUAACCAGUUCAAAUAUUUCUUCAAUCUUUAUUUCUUGCUCUUGGCCUGCUCUCAGUUUGUCGUUGAAAUGAGGCUCGGUGCACUUUACACGUACUGGGUACCACUGGGGUUCGUGCUUGCGGUCACCGUCAUCCGCGAGGCRACGGAGGAGAUCAGGUGCUACAUGCGCGACAAGGAAGUCAACUCGCAGAUCUACAGCAAGCUCACAGCGAGAGGCACCGUGAAGGUGAAGAGCUCCAACAUACAAGUCGGAGACCUCAUCAUCGUUGAAAAGAACCAGCGGGUCCCUGCUGACAUGAUCUUCCUGAGGACGUCGGAGAAGAAUGGAUCUUGCUUCUUGCGCACCGAUCAACUGGAUGGUGAGACGGACUGGAAACUGCGCCUACCUGUGACCUGCACCCAGAGGCUGCCAACUGCUUCUGACCUGCUUCAGAUCCGAUCCUAUGUGUAUGCAGAAGAGCCUAAUAUUGAUAUACAUAAUUUUGUGGGGACCUUCACAAGGGAGGACAGUGACCCUUCAGUGAAUGAAAGUUUAAGCAUAGAAAACACCCUAUGGGCCAGCACAGUGAUUGCAUCAGGUACUGUUGUGGGAGUUGUUCUCUACACUGGAAGGGAGCUGCGCAGUGUGAUGAAUACUUCAAACCCAAGAAGUAAGAUUGGCCUCUUUGACUUGGAAGUGAACUGUCUCACCAAAAUUCUGUUUGGGGCUCUCGUGGUAGUCUCCCUUGUCAUGGUGGCCCUUCAGCACUUUGCUGGCCGUUGGUAUCUUCAGAUCAUAAGAUUUCUUCUUCUCUUCUCAAACAUCAUUCCAAUCAGUUUACGUGUGAAUCUGGACAUGGGUAAAAUUGUCUACAGCUGGGUGAUCCGCAGAGAUUCCAAAAUCCCUGGCACGGUCGUUCGAUCCAGCACCAUUCCAGAGCAGCUGGGGCGGAUAUCCUAUGUGCUCACAGACAAAACGGGAACCCUUACGCAGAAUGAGAUGGUUUUCAAAAGGCUUCACCUGGGGACAGUAGCUUAUGGACUGGACUCUAUGGACGAAGUGCAGAGCCACAUAUUCAGUAUAUACACACAGCAAUCUCAGGACCCGCCUGCUCUGAAAGGUGUCACCUUAGCCACCAAGGUGCGAAAAACCAUGAGCAGCCGCGUGCACGAGGCGGUGAAGGCCAUUGCCCUGUGCCACAACGUCACUCCRGUGUACGAGUCCAACGGCGUGACGGACCAGGCUGAGGCCGAGAGGCACUAUGAGGAUUCCUGCAGGGUGUACCAGGCUUCCAGCCCUGAUGAGGUGGCCCUGGUGCAGUGGACGGAGAGCGUGGGCUUAACGCUGGUGGGCAGAGACCAGUCCUCUGUGCAGCUGAGGACACCGGGCGGCCAGAUACUGAACUUCACCAUCCUCCAGAUCUUCCCCUUCACUUACGAGAGCAAACGGAUGGGAAUCAUCGUUCGGGAUGAGUCAACAGGCGAGAUCACUUUCUACAUGAAGGGGGCCGAUGUGGUCAUGGCUGGCAUCGUGCAGUACAAUGACUGGCUGGAAGAAGAGUGCGGUAACAUGGCAAGGGAAGGCCUGAGGGUUCUUGUGGUGGCCAAGAAGUCUCUGACCGAGGAGCAGUAUCAGGACUUUGAAGCUCGCUACGUGCAGGCGAAGCUGAGUGUGCACGAUCGCUCGCUGAAGGUGGCCACGGUGAUUGAGAGCCUAGAGAUGGAGAUGGAGCUGCUGUGCCUCACCGGAGUGGAGGAUCAGCUGCAGACGGAUGUCCGACCUACUCUGGAGACGCUAAGAAAUGCUGGCAUUAAGGUGUGGAUGCUGACAGGGGAUAAGUUGGAGACAGCCACGUGUACAGCAAAGAAUGCACAUUUGGUGACAAGAACCCAGGACAUCCAUAUAUUCCGACUAGUGACUAACCGUGGAGAAGCCCACCUGGAGCUGAACGCCUUCCGCCGCAAACACGACUGCGCGCUUGUUAUUUCUGGUGACUCACUAGAGGUGUGUCUGAAAUACUACGAGUAUGAGUUCAUGGAGCUGGCUUGCCAGUGCCCUGCCGUGGUGUGCUGCAGAUGUGCCCCGACACAGAAGGCUCAGAUUGUGCGCUUGCUCCAGGAAAGAACUGGCAAACUCACCUGUGCCGUAGGGGAUGGAGGGAACGACGUCAGCAUGAUCCAGGAGGCCGACUGUGGUGUUGGUGUUGAAGGAAAGGAAGGAAAACAGGCUUCACUUGCAGCAGAUUUCUCUAUUACUCAGUUCAAACAUCUGGGCCGUUUACUAAUGGUGCAUGGAAGGAACAGUUACAAAAGGUCGGCAGCUCUCAGCCAGUUUGUAAUCCACAGGAGCUUGUGCAUCAGCACAAUGCAGGCUGUUUUCUCAUCAGUAUUUUAUUUUGCUUCAGUUCCUCUCUACCAGGGCUUUCUCAUCAUUGGGUACUCUACAAUUUACACGAUGUUUCCAGUGUUCUCUCUAGUCUUGGACAAAGAUGUUAAGUCUGAAGUUGCAAUGUUGUACCCAGAGCUCUACAAAGAUCUUCUUAAGGGGCGACCGCUGUCGUACAAAACAUUUUUGAUAUGGGUCUUGAUUAGCAUCUAUCAAGGUAGCAUCAUCAUGUAUGGAGCGCUGCUCCUCUUCGAGUCGGAGUUYGUCCACAUCGUUGCCAUUUCCUUCACGUCCCUGAUUCUCACCGAGCUGCUGAUGGUGGCACUGACAAUCCAGACGUGGCACUGGCUCAUGAUAGUGGCUGAGCUGCUUAGUCUCUCCUGCUACAUAGCCUCACUGGUCUUCUUACAYGAGUUUAUUGAUGUUUACUUCAUUGCAACCCUGUCGUUCUUAUGGAAGGUGACAGUCAUCACCCUGGUGAGCUGCCUGCCCCUCUACGUCCUCAAGUACCUGCGGCGAAGGUUUUCUCCCCCGAGCUAUUCAAAGCUCACGUCAUAGGACCACUGUCCUUGCCCACCASAGACAAAUCCUGCACAUGGCUGAGAGACGAAAAUCAUGUAGUUGUAACUAUGCUGAAUGCGUCUGGUAUUUGCGUAAGGAUCUCAUGGUAAUCUCUGUUAUAUGCUGCUUUAUUGAAACAGACUUAACAACUGCCGUGAACAGAAACUUAAUGGGARYUUUUUGAGAGUGAAGGCUCUCGCUACUUCAUCCAAUUUUUGUCACUUUUGUUCAACUUAUUUGAGGUAAAAUGCAUGCAACUGCAAUGAUGAUUGGUUUCUCAUGUGUGAUGCAGAGUAUCCGAAAGCUGCUAUCUGACCUUGAAGUUUAUAUGUGAUGAAAAUUUUAAGUUACUUUUUAAGUAUCUGUGAUGUUCCUUACGUGGUGUUGUGUUGUUUUAUAUUAUUUAUCUUUUUGACUCAAGUAGGUACAUUCUUUUUCUGUCUCGGAAAAUCUUUACUGUAGGUGAUGCACUGUCUUGCUGACAGGCAAUUCCUGAUUUGUGCCAUGCCAUUCUCCCAACAUCAGAUCUAUACACAUUUGAGAAUUUAAGCCUGUUCAAGAUUUUUCUUCAUUUGGACUGUGGUCAGUCUUGUGUUUUUGGUGGUAUCCAGCCAUUGAUAGAGGAAAAUUCAACCCAAAGUGAAGAAAAAUCCCUUUUGUUUAGCUUUUGUGCUUCCUGUUGAAAGGAUCUGGUGACAUAACAACUUUACUCUCUGUUUAUUUGUAUAGGAGAAAAUUAUCUAAAUUAAAAACCCCUGUUGGAAACAAAUUUGCAGCUGAUCAGCCUUAAAGUGUGUUGACAACGUGAGAAGUGUCCCRUGCGGCUCUGCAGACAAUGCAGCAGACGUGUCUCGAAUCCUUGGAGACCGAAAGCAAAGGUCAGGGAGCUGCUGCUCUGCACAGCUACACAAAGUCUGUUUCCUGUUAGGAUGAUACAGUGAAGAUGAGCCACAAAUAAGCUGAGGCGCUCCUASGUGGAUGAUGUUCGUGACACGAUCUCUACAGAGAGGCAGUUCUUGAGAACUUGCKCUAAAAAUCAAGCUUGGAUAAGAAAGGCAGCAUGGAGGCUGUAUCACAGGUAUGAGGCCAGUGUGCAGAGCAAACUAGAUUUAUUAUUUUUUUAAGCUUCAAAAUACUCAGUGAGUGUGCCAUCCUGGGCCCUCUCAGUGGAGCACCAGCUUCUGUUGCCAUUGCUGCAGGGGUCUCACUGUCACAAGCAGCACAAUACCAUGGGAAAAGCUCUCUUAUGAAAAUUGGGGUGGAAAAUGUGAGAUUUGUUUUAAAAGGAGAGAUGGAGCCUCUGUUUGACCCAUAGUGGCACAUCUUGAAUUUGCAGACCUAAAAAGCUGUGUUUUUUGUGGCUAGUGUGUGGCAAGUGCUUUAARGAAGGCUUUGCACAACAUAGCCAAUGUUCUAAAUUGCUAAAUUUAUUUGAGUAAAUAUCAACGAAGAGGUGAAGCAACUUCCAAAAGAUCUGGAGAAAAACUGGAAAAAUUCAUUGUGCUUUGGCUCAGACUGAGAGGAAGGGAAAAGUCAUACACCCAUACACCCAGUCUUUGGAGGAGAGGGUUUAGCUUUCCUUAAGAAACCUAGAGAGUAAACAGCAGUGGUGUCAGGGAUGGAGGACCAAAGGGUGCCAUCUACUGCUGCUGAGAGACGAAAAUCAUGUAGUUGUAACUAUGCUGAAUGUGUCUGGUAUUUGCAUAAGGAUCUCAUGGUAAUCUCUGUUAUAUACUGCUUUAUUGAAACAGACUUAACAACUGCUGUGAACAGAAACUUAAUGAUAAAUGGGAGUUUUUUGAGAGUGAAGGCUCUCGCUACUUCAUCCAAGUAGCAAGAUGAAGCCCCUCUCUUCAGGGAAGAGAGGCAAUCAAGUCCAUACAGGUGAUAGGUGAUGUCACCUUUGGGRGUGGAACUUGUGCUUUAGAUGAGUGUGGAUUGGGAGCUGUUACAGUCAAAAAAGGCUGGUUUCAGUGGGGUCCUCUUUGUGUGCUCAAUUUAGAAAGUUAUGUUUCAAAAUCCUAGAGGAGUAAGAAUGGCAAACCCUUAGAUCUCAAAGAAGGGCUUUUCUUUUGUGCUGUCUUCUGACGAGGCUCUUUUGUGGGGUCCUAAUUCUAAGCAACCACCCUUAUAAACACCCUGACCACUAGGGACACUUUGCUAAUAUUCAGUAUACAUCUUUUCAGUAAUGAUUUUAAACCUUGUCUGUCUGUCUUUUCUAAACUUUUCCAAAAGUUUCAAAGACCCAAAUCUACCCUUUUUACUAGUAUGCAUGAAUUGGGAAAUGCCCUGAAAGUCCUGCAUUUUUCAGUGGCUUAUCUGGCAGAGGAAAGCAGGGCCUGAGGAGCCCUGUCAUGGGCGAGCAGGGCCAGCAGCCCCGUGUGGUUUUUGCCCCUUUGCUAAAAAGGUUCUUGAUGUCAUCUUUAUUGUGACUUGCUGCAGUUUCUGGAUAGCAUCAGCCUAGCAGAUUACUCUGGAUUCCCCAAUCAAUAUUUGAUUUAAGUAGAUUUGAAUAUAACAGUCAAUUUUUAUUUACUUAUCUAUCUAUCUAUUUUGGCACUUUCUUGUGACAGACAAGUCAAGUCUUUCUUGUCCUUUGGAAAAUACAUUACAUACAUCUUUAUAAGAGCCCUGUCCCUAUCUAUUGUGUAUUAGUAGUUAAAUGUUCUGCAAGAAUAACAGUGCCAUGCUACUGUAUGUAAAUAUUUGAGAAGUAUAUAUGGUAGAAUUCACUGUUUCCUGAAGUCAAUACAGUUUACACUGAGUGGACCAUAUUUGCAAAAUACUAGCUUUUACCAAGAAAGGGAGUGAAUUGUGAUUUCAGUAAUAUUUAUUGAAUCAUAACCUUAAUAUGGAACUCAUAUUUAGUGGCAUUGCUAGUAAUCUGUAGCUGUAUUUUGGGGUAGGGCUUAUGUUUCUUUGCAGCUAGUUUUUUGCACAAGGUUGUAAAUCCAGGAAGCAAUUUCUCUCUGGGCACACAUUGCAUUUUUUUUAAGCAAUCAGAAAAUUAAAACUACUAUCUAACAACCAUAAGGAAUGAGAAAUGAUUGUUGUUUUUUAUGCUUAGCACUAUCUGUAAACUAUUUCCCUUAAAUUAUUUUAAAAAUGUUUUUAAAAGCAAACUUCAAUGCAUAUGUUCAUACUACACCUUGGAAUAAACGUAUUCUUUGCUGGAAAUUAAUUGCAUCUUUUUCCUCUAGUGUGCUCCACACUUAUGCAGAGUGAAGCACGUUGCCUUUUCUGCAUAAUGUCGUGUUUGUUUGUAGAAUUGAUUUUGUGUUCCUGUUGCUUUUGUUUCAGUAUUUGGUGUACUGUAGCAGUUCAUACAACUUGUGUGCUUUGCAACCACUGUGGAUGAUGCUGUGGGACAGCAGUGAAUGUCGCCUAUGGGCCCUUGCUCCCAUGGCUGCUUUAGGAAGGUGUCUGGUUGGUGCUUUUCCUCCUGUGGCUUGUUAACACAUAGGUUUUGUGACAACCCCUGUCCUGUUCUUCAUCACUGUAGUAUUUCAAGG